AUAACUACUCUUAUUAAUCACAAGGAUAAACCAAAGCGCUCAGACAAGACUCUGCAAGCAAUUCAGCGAGUGGGCCAAGCAGUUAACGUAGCAGUUGGAAGAUUUGUUACAGUAGGUGAAGCUAUAGCCAAUGAAAAUCAUGAAUUGAAAGAGGAAAUGAGUGUUGCCUGCAUUGAGGCGAGGAGAGCAGGUGAAACGAUUGCACAGCUCACAGACGUGGCAAGCUUGGACCAUCCAGAAUCUGAUAGCCACAUAACAAUCUUCACAGACAAAACGGGUGUGGUAAAAGCUGCAAGACUGUUGCUUUCUUCUGUCACAAAGGUGCUGGUGUUAGCAGACAGAAUUGUUAUUAAGCAAAUUAUAACUUCCAGAAACAAGGUUCUUGCAACAAUGGAACAACUAGAAAAAGUCAGUAGUUUCCAGGAGUUUGUACAAAUAUUCAGCCAGUUUGGAAAUGAAAUGGUAGAGUUUGCCCAUUUAACUGGCGAUCGACAAAACGAUUUGAAGGAUGAGAAGAAAAAGGCUAGAAUGGCAGCAUCUAGGGCUGUUCUUGAGAAGUGCACCAUGAUGCUUCUAACUGCUUCAAAGACUUGUCUGAGGCAUCCAGACUGUGAAUCUGCUCGUAUAAACAAAGAUGGAGUUUUUCAUCGGAUGAGAUUGGCUUUGGAACAGGUAAUAGAAAUUGUAACUGACUCUAGACCAAAUGGAGAAAAUGAAAUGGCCCCCAUCAGCAUAUAUUCUGGCAUCAAAGAAUUCAAGAAUAAGGUGGAGGGUCUUCGUGAGAAUCUUUAUUUUCUUUCAAAAGAGACCCUGUCGACAAUGCUGGAAGUUAUCCUGGAACACACAGAGGACUUCACAGACUCUGCCUAUACCAGUCACGAGCAUAGAGAACACAUUUUGGAGCUGUCUAAACAGGCUAAAAUGGAGCUAGAGCAGCUGGUUUCAGUGUGGAUGCAAGCUCAAAACCAGAAGACAAAGGAUCUCAUGGAAGACUUGGAAGUAGCCAUUUUAAAAACAUGCCAGUGCAUGAAUGAACUUAAAAGAGAGGUCCACAGUGCAGCAACGUCUUUGGCAGCAGAUCUGCUAAAAUACCAUACGGAUCACAUGGUUCUCAAAGCAUUAAAAAUCACAGGAGUCGAAGGAAAUCUUGAAGCUGUAGCAGAAUAUACUUGCAAGCUAUCAGAGCAGAAAGAACAACUUGUUGAGAUGUGUCGCUUGUUGAGGCACGUGUCUGGAACUGAGCCCCUUGAGAUUACUUGCAUACAUGCAGAAGAUACCUUUCAGGUCACUGGCCCACAGAUAAUUUCUGCUGCAGAAACACUGGCUUUACAUCCAUCUAGCAAGAUUGCAAAAGAAAAUCUGGAGGUGUUCUGUGAGGCCUGGGAGUCUCAACUGAGUGACAUGUCUAUGUUGUUGAGAGAAAUCAAUGAUGUGUUUGAAGGCAGAAGAG
Messenger RNA from Merops nubicus (carmine bee-eater), 1450 nucleotides. It is a transcript of the gene CTNNAL1, whose product is annotated as catenin (cadherin-associated protein), alpha-like 1. The transcript has 10 exons. Gene Ontology annotation, biological process: Rho protein signal transduction; cell adhesion. The record is from RefSeq and is a predicted model, not a curated record. Gene Ontology annotation, molecular function: actin filament binding. The annotation marks the transcript as partial. Lineage: Eukaryota; Metazoa; Chordata; Aves; Coraciiformes; Meropidae.